Molecule: messenger RNA, 5731 nt
Organism: Dreissena polymorpha
Lineage: Eukaryota; Metazoa; Mollusca; Bivalvia; Myida; Dreissenidae
Exons: 14
Coding region: 1149-4928 (1259 amino acids)
Molecular function (GO): protein binding
Source: RefSeq, a predicted model, not a curated record
UGUUAAGCAAACAUCACCAGAGAAUAGAAAUUAUUAUUUGUGUAUUGAUAACUUUUACUAUUCAAGAAAACUGAUGUCCUGAGAGUGUUGUUUGGAUAGCUAAGUGAUAUAAUUGAUCUGCUAAAAAUUGUUUUUACAUUGAUUAUUUAGCUUAAUCAUAUUUUACUUUGUAGAAAAAUAUUUUUUUUCUAGUGAUAUUGCGAAAUAGUACACCUGAAUCCGGAUUUAAAUCAGGGAUGAUAUCAAAGUGAGUGGCAGAUGGUUGUGUCCUGAUAGGUGAUAAGACAGACUAUCUCCUUGAAAUUGUGUGAUUCUGUUGUGAAAGUGUGUGGUAUUUAGUGAAAAUAACAGGAGAUUUUGGAAUAAAUUUUAAACUAGUGAUUUAUUAUUCGGUGACAAUUUAUUGUAAAUAAAAGUUUGUUUCUGUUAAAUAGAAAGUGUUCUUUAAAUUGAAAAGAAUAUUUGUUUUUAUUAACUUAGUUCUUUCUUGGAGUGAUGUGGUAUAUAAAUAAAGACACUUUUGUGUGAAAACAAUUACAAGAGCCACGGUUUAGAGUGAAGCGUUUAUGAAAAUCGCAAUUUCACAGUUAAUACAAUCUGGUGAGAGGCUUUUGUUUUGAAUAUAAAGAAAGUGCACACAUUAAAGCAAGUUUACAGAAUUUGUAAAUAUUUUCAAUAAAAAGCAGGCUUAACUACUGUCUUUUUUGUAUAAAUUAAUUCAGUGUGAAAAGGUUUGAAUGCGAACUGAGAUAAGUGGUCACAAAGAAGCAGCUUAAAUUUUGUUGAAGAGAAAAAUUUGAAAUUGAAGUUGCUUAGGAUAAUAUCCGACUUGUGCUCAGCAUUAAGUUUUCCAGUGCUUUGUGUGUUAAGUUUCUAUUUGUUCAAAAUAUUUGGAUUUACAUCAGAUUUUUUAAUAAGGAUUUCUCUAUUUUAAUACUAUAAACUUCAAAUCUGGACCUAAACAGACUGACCAGGGGAUGGACAAGAUGACAACCCACACUGACCAUUCUGACCACUUUAUAAGGUCCAGAACAUAUUAACUUAGCAAAGAGUGUCAUGAACUGAAAACAUGUGUUCAAGUUACAUCAAGAGGACAUUAGUGUGUUUUUUUACAGUAAAGCAAAGCAUAAUUUUUCUCAGGGUGUAGCAUGGAUGCAGGUGCCAUUUCACGCACACAGGGGCUCUCCGACCAGCUGCGCCAUGCUGCCAGUAAGGGACAGCUUGACCAGGUCAUCAGCUGUCUCCAGGCUGGGGCCACGCUAGAUACUGACCAGGAUGGACGGACAGCCUUGCACUACGCUGCUCUCAAUGGCUUCCCUGACGUCACCAGAUUUCUGAUUGAGAAAGGUUGCAACAAAGACAUACAAGAUGAUAGUGGUUACACUCCACUACAUCGGGCAGCAUCUCAAGGUCACAUAGAGGUCAUCACAAUACUGUUAGAGAGUGGUUGUGACCUUAAUGCACAGGAUGAGCAUGGCAACGCUGCCAUCCACGAGGCUGCCUGGAACGGCUUCAGUAAGACACUGGAGUUGCUUGUGAAAUACGAAGUGGACGUCUCACUUGUCAAUAAGGCUGGGUUUACAGCUUUACAUCUCUCUGCACAAAAUGGACACAAUGAGAGUACCAGAGUUCUCCUGUAUGCAGGCUGCAACAGUGACCUGAAAAACAAUUACGGUGACACCACCCUCCACACAGCAGCGCGGUACGGUCAUGCAGGCGUGACCAGGAUACUCAUCAGCGCACGCACAAAACUCAACGAACAAAACAAGAACGGCGAUACUGCCUUACACAUUGCGUCUGCUUUGAAAAGAAGGAAGAUAGCCAAGUUACUUGUUGAUUCCGGAAUAGAUGUCACGGUUAGAAACAAGCAAAAUGAGACAGCAAUGGACGUGGCCAGACGAAAGGACCACGAGGAAAUAGUUGCUAUUAUUCAGGCCCAUAGCAGGCCAGUGAAACAACCCCUGAAGGAAGUCAACUUCAGACUGGAGCCCAGCAACCAAAUGGUUCCCAUGACAACCACAGACGUGAAAGACGAGAAGCCGGAAAACAAGGACAAGGGUCGCAGAUUCCUGUUCUUUAAGAAGAAAUCCAAGUCCAAGGACAAGGCCACGGUGGGUCGUACAGGCGGUGUGUCCCCUGGGAUGGCAGUCUCCACCACAGACAUACCAAUGUCCAGCACGCGGCCCGUGCAGGGGUUCUUCAGCAAGUAUGUGCCCAGGCAGGGGGUCCAGUACUACCGAGACCUGGCGGGAAACGUGAAAACGGGUCCAGUAGGCUACACUCCAACAUGCAACUGUUUGCCUGCAAUCAAUCGUCUGCAGAAGGAAGUUUAUGACACGCAGGACCACGUGUAUGGCAGCAUCCAAUCAAACACACGGGCCAUGCAUGAGCGAAUAAACCAGGUGGAUCAGCGCUCGUCGAUGCGUGUCCGCGAACUUGAGAAAUACACCCAGGAUAGGUUCAUUGAAGAGGAACACAUGUGUCGUCAGCGAAUAAAUCAGCAAGUGGACGAAUAUGGUAACGUACACUCAAAUAAUGUGAAAACACAAAUUCAGACUUGGCUGGAACAAAAGCUUGAAGGUUAUGGCCAUUGCUUACACCAUCACCAUGACGAUUCUGCAUUACCGAAUGAAAAUAUAUUUUCGGAUGUGCACGAGACUGCAAAUGGACGAUUGUUUAAAUCGCGAUCAGACGAGACGUUGUCACAGUCAGAUAAUCACAGUGGUAAGUAUCGCAAACGGGAAUUCUAUGAAUCUCGACAACAAGCAAUGCAGCAAAUACGAGCUUGGCAGGUCCCAAGCUAUAGCAAGGACAGAAACCGCAUCAAAGUGGUCGACAAACAGCCGAACAGAAAUCAUGAACCUCCGUUGAGAUCUCAGAACCAAAAUCAAGCGGCUUCUAAUACGCAAAUAAACUCAAAUCCCAUUAGGCAGUAUCCCAUGGAACCUCAAGUGGAAGUUAAAUACUUUGAUAACAAAAAUACACCAAAAUCUAUCGGAAGAAAUGCUCCGAGACAAGGUGACAAUAAUUACAUGACAAUGACUGGUUCCCAAAAUAAUUAUAUGACCAUGAAUGGUUCCCAGCCUCAGAGUCAGGUCCCUCAGGCACAGGCGAGACCUCAAGUGUACCAGUCUGUGAGGCAGACGGCAAAUAGCAGGGGACCAGUUAAUCAUAGCACUCCAAAAUCCAGAGAUUCUAGUCCGUACACUACUCACCAGGGAAUAGUUCGGAGUCAGACUGACGGUGGAUUAAGUGCUAGUUCUCCUCGGCAGCUUAUGUUUCAAGACUCGCCACAUGCAAAGCAGACUUCCAGUUCCAGUCAGUGUAUUCAAACUUAUACAGCUGUGGAUAGUUCUAGUGAAAUGAAAAACGCAAGAAGUGCUGUACAGCUGAACAGUUCACCAAUGAAAUUAGUGUCAAGUGCUAGUGCGAAUGUUGUCAGUACUGGAUUACGUAAUUCAUUAGGCAGUGAUAAAUUUAUGCCAGAAACACCAAAACCCACAUUCACAACUUUCGGAUAUGAUGAUUCAGCUGACGUGGGUUCAGGUCUGAUAAAUAAUUCUGACAAGGCUGACAAAUCUGCCCCCGUUCCUAUGGAAGUAAGUGCGUCUCUGACUCCGAGAUCUAACUCUAGUCAUUCAAGUCAAGAUGGUCAAAACAAAACCCAACUCACCGAUAAAAGUCGAUUUGCUAGACAAAAUUCGCACAAUUCUUAUGGGUUCUCGCCCUCAUUUCAUGAUGACAUGUAUGUUGAGAUGAAAAACAUCACCCCUCGCUUACAUACCCGUACACGAUCAUCAGAAGGCCUGCUUGAAACUGACAUUGAUCAUGACAGUCAAGCUGCCGAACAAAGUGUUCUUCAACGUGAAAGUGCUUCUCAACAAGUGACAGCAAGAUCCUCAUCUGAAACACGUGCAAGUGUUCGUAGUCCAACGAACUCUGUUCCUGCUCCACAGUUUCCAUCCAGAAGUGUUUCAUCGUCAAUCUCGAAUUCUAAAUUUGCAAUGUUAAUUAGUUCUCCACAUCAGCCCAUACCUGUGAGUGGUGGGCGACCUGUGCCCACAGACAGACCAGUCCCACCUCCCAAGCCAAGCGCACAGGCUAGCAUAUAUCCGUACGCCAAGAUUGGGGAUGUCAAACGUGGCAAUGAACGAAUGAACGAUGGUAACAUCCAACUAAAGACUUUUCCGCAACCUGUCAGCGAUAGUCAGUACAGCACAGUGAAAGAUGCGAGAUACCAAAGAGACGCUAAUCAGAAUUUCACUGUGAAGGCAGAUGUUCACUCGUCUGUACCAUAUUACGCGUACAGUGCUGCCAACGGAUCAAGCGGUGUUAUAAAUCCAAACCAAUUGGAACCGCGCUCAAAGACUGCGUAUCAAACAUACUUGACAGAAAGUCCGCAGUUUAUGUCAGAGAUUCAUCGUGAAAGCCCUCCUAACAUCUGCAAUAACAGCAAGGAAGAUUCCAGCAGCAAUCCGGACUCCGGCUACAGCAGUAAGAUCUACGGGAACCGUGUCGGGUCGGUUCAGCCUGCGAGUUGUGGAAGCACUCCGUCGUCAUCCUUCAGCACGGAGCGCGGACUGACCAGCAACACAAACUCUCCCCAGAGCCAGUAUUCAAGCACUGACUAUGACUACCUGCCUCACAGGCAAUAUGAAGAUGAAGUGCAGUCACAUAAUAACACCUGGUAUCAGCGGAAACUCCAGGAAACCACACAGAAGGUGUACGACAGUUGGAAGAACGACAGAACGCCAGGAAAAAUGCCUCAGUCUGGUAGAGGUGUUGGUCAAACAAGGGCUUAUGGGAAUGGGGAUUUAAUGGUGUCCAAUCAGAUGCAGACGUCAAGACCCAGUCAGAUGGGCUACACACCACCUGUUCAACAAAACCAUAUGGUGUCUACCUUUGUGGUCCAUGGGAGUGAUGUGUAAACUGAAUGAAAAGAAAUAUUUUGUUCAUUUUAUGGCAAAGAUUUUGUGUUUAUAAUGAUUGAGCAUGGUCGUACAUUCAUUUGUAACAUUGUCUAGUCACACAGCCUCAACAAUGAUUUAUUUUUCACAAUUUUCGUAUUUCGCUGAAAAAUAAAUAAAAAUGUUGAACAAAUGGACAUUAUAUGUUUUGUAUGUAUGUUUAUUGGAAACUCUUUGUUCAAAGAUCAAAAUACAAAUGUUUUAAUUUUGUAUUAUGUUUUUAUAUACGAUAUAUUAUAUAGAACUUGUAUUAUUUGUAAAUAUUCAAAAAACAUUCGUCUAUAAAUGGCAAACUUUUGUUUGAAACAUUUUCUGUACAAAGUAUGUAUAUAAAUCAAUACCAUAUUUAUUUUUGUAAUACAUUUAUAUUAAAAUGUUUGUAAGAUUAUACCAGUAUUGGUAUAUAAACUGGAUAAAACUGAUAGUGUUUGUUCUUCAUUAAUAUUAUAUUAACCCUUACCACUUGAAUACGUAUUUUCACGCAUUUGUAACCCUUAGAAAGUUAAAUUUAAUUCAAGACCUUACUAGAUUCAAGUUUUAAAUGCUUCAUUUUCAAUCCUUAUAUACUGAUGAGCAGCAAACAGCAUAGAACCUGAACAGGCUGUAAGUUUCUUGCAGGCUGUUCUGGCUUUAUGCUGUUUGCACAUUUUCCCUUUACAUCUGAGUGGGGAAGGGUUAACAAUGAUUUAUUGGCUUGUGUAAAAAUUGUUAAAGGUAGCUAUAGUUAAAAAUAAAUUUGAAAUAAAGAAUUUACUAAAUCAUUA